Molecule: messenger RNA, 1898 nt
Organism: Ectocarpus siliculosus
Lineage: Eukaryota; Phaeophyceae; Ectocarpales; Ectocarpaceae
Source: the annotation of a GenBank genome assembly
AUGAUGACUCGCUUCUGCACUGUUCUCCUGGCGGCGGCUCUGCGCAAGGCCCAGGGCCACAUCUACCAGCUAUACCCCAUGUCGCGAUCCUUCGCGAACAGCGAGUCCUUCCUCGAUAUGGACGAUCCGAACUUCGACGGAUGCCCUCAGUGCUACAACGCCCAUGGAUCCAACGGGACAAAAGCGCGGGGGAAUGAGCUCAUGGACCCGGACGUGCUCGCAAAACACGGGGGGGGGAUCGACUUCCCGCUGUCCUUCGUCCCGCGGGCCCCGAACGGUAACUACCUCGAGCCCAACGAGGUCGCAGUCCGCCACGGCGUGUGCGGCGAUCCCGAGCAGAACAAACCUUCGGGCAGCAACACGUACAGCACCGCCAGCAGCAACUGGGAACCCCUGACCACGUUCCAGAGCGGGCAGGAUCUCGAGUUUAACGUCGUCAUGAACGCCUACCACUGGGGUCACCUCGAGUUCUUCAUCUGCAACGCCGACAACGACCCCAACGGCAUCCCCACCCAAGAGUGCUUCAACGAAUACCCACUCACGCGCGCGGAAGGAGACGAUUACAACAGUCCCAUCGAUCCCGACUUCCCGGGGCGCUACUAUUGCGACCCGACUUGCCGCGGGGAGGAGGGCGAGGUGGACCAGACCAAGCCCGUGCACGCCAUCUCCGGCGAGAACAUGAAGAUGCGCUACGUGCUGCCGGACAUCGAGUGCUCGCACUGCAUCCUGCAGAUGGUGUACCACACCGGGAACACCUGCUACCACAUCGGGUACGAUGACUUCGACCCUCCCUCGUGGCCUGGCGACUGCGCCACCACCAAGGAACAAUGGGUUAACACUACCGUGGAAGCGUGCGGCCAGGAAGGCUACUACCCCGAGGAGUUCUGGGCGUGCUCUGACUUCAGCAUCACGAGCGAUGGGCCACCGAGCUCGACCCCGCCGGAGGAGACAACUCCCGCGGUUACCGAGCCAACCGGGUGUGCCGAGGAGUGGCAACAGUGCGGUGGUGCCGGCGGCGACGCCGUGGGUGGCGUCUGGACAGGCCCCACCUGCUGCGUGCCUGGGACCACCUGCUAUUACAAGGACGUGUAUUGGUCUGAUUGCCGCCCGGCGGAAUGUGCCGAGGAGUGGGAACAGUGCGGCGGUUCUGGCGGGGGCGCCGUGAAUGGUGUCUGGACCGGUCCUACCUGCUGCGAGGUUGGGACCACCUGCCAUUACAAGGACCAGUAUUGGUCUGAUUGCCGCCCGGCGGGUUGUGCCGAGGAGUGGGAACAGUGCGGCGGUUCUGGCGGGGACGCCGUGAAUGGUGUCUGGACCGGUCCUACCUGCUGCGAGGUUGGGACCACCUGCUAUUACAAGGAUCAGUAUUGGUCCGAGUGCCGCCCAAAUGACUACAACGAUCUCUAGGGUUACCUCGCAUAGCGUGCAGAGGCGAGCGGUGGCCUAGACUAUCUGUCGCUUACUUUUUUUUGUCUUGCGGACCCUGCGGGUCCAUCUUAUUUUCGUGCACCUUGUUUGGGUAUGUUAGCCUGUGACCACGGGAAUCGACCCCGUCAAGUGUUAGACUAGUACAGACAGAAGACGGUGCUGGGCAGAGAGAACAGAUCGGUUUUUAGUGUGAAGACAGCAACAACAACAACAACAACAACAACAACAGAUGUCGCAAGUAGCUCAGCCUUGCGUGCUUGGAAAUAUUUUGCAUCGUCUAGUUGUCGCAAGUAACUCAGACUUGCGUGCUUGAAUUAAUGAAUAUUCGUAUGCGCUCAGCAGCGGGAUUUAGAAGUAGUUGCUGUAUUGUGCGUUUUGUCGUACGUCAAUUAAGUAAUCACCAGUGCUUGCAAGUACAGUGCUUUUUCUGCAUACGUGGUAAGUUCGAGAGCAUGGUGUUGAAGUAAUCU